AAAAUUCAAAAAAAAAAUCGGGGUGGGCUCUGGGGCGGUCGCACUGACCGCUCUCCAUGCUAAGCCGUCCAUGCUAAGCCGGCCCUGAAUUCACACAUUGAGCCGUUUGGUUUAAUGAAAUCCUGGUCGUAUCGGUUCCGGUUUGUAACAAACCGGGUUGAUACAAAUUGGAAACCAACAGCUUCCAUGUACAGUCAAAGUAAAACAAACCCGCUCUGCGGACGCUGAUGCCGCCACGUCAUAACUUUCCGUUUCUGUGUUUAAAAAAAAAAAACUAAAGUCUUAAAAUAGAAGAAAGCAGAUUUCCGUUUCGCAUCAACGAAAAAGAAGAAGACGACGACGGAGGAGGAGGAGAAAUGCGAGUGGCGAGAUCAUAUCGCGGUAGCUCUAUGGCCGGAUUCGUGUCCCGUCGUCCGGCGAGGUUAAGUUCCCUACGGAGAAUCUUCACCGGUUGCCGCGCAGUGAUGCUACCACGAUUCGGCGGUCCGGAGGUUUUGGAGCUCCGGGAGAACGUUCCGGUGCCGAAUCUUAAUCCGAACGAGGUCCUCGUCCGUGCGAAAGCCGUCUCCGUCAAUCCUCUCGAUUGCAGAAUGCGAGCGGGGUAUGGGCGUUCUGUAAUACAACCACAUCUACCUGUUAUCAUUGGACGUGAUAUCAGUGGUGAAGUUGCAGCUAUUGGUAACUCAGUGAAGUCGUUUAAAGUAGGGCAAGAAGUUUUCGGUGCGUUGCAUCCUACUGCGUUGAGAGGUACUUAUACUGAUUACGGGAUACUUUCUCAGGAGGAGCUUACUGAAAAGCCAUCCUCGGUUUCUCAUGUGGAGGCGAGUGCCAUUCCUUUUGCAGCGUUGACUGCUUGGCGUGCUUUGAAGAGUAAUGCUCGGAUACUCGAAGGACAAAGGCUAUUAGUUUUUGGAGGAGGAGCAGUAGGUUUUGCUGCAAUCCAGCUGGGGGUAGCCUCUGGUUGCCAUGUUACAGCUUCUUGUGUUGGUCAGACCAAAGAUAGAAUACUAGCAGCUGGUGCCGAGCAAGCUGUUGACUACUUAACCGAGGACAUUGAGGUGACAGUGAAAGGAAAGUUUGACGCCGUGUUGGAUACCAUUGGUCGUCCUGAAACCGAGAGAAUAGGCGUAAACUUUUUGAGGAAGGGUGGUAACUAUAUGACUCUCCAGGGUGAGGCUGCAUCAUUGACUGACAGAUACGGUUUUGUAAUUGGGCUUCCGCUUGCAACUUCACUCUUAGCAAAGAAAAAGAUACAAUAUCAGUAUUCUCAUGGAAUAGACUAUUGGUGGACGUAUAUGAGGGCUGAUCCAGAAGGUCUAGCUGAGAUUCAGCGGUUAGUUGGAGCCGGAAAGCUAAAGAUACCAGUGGAGAAGACAUUUCCGAUAACCGAAGUUAUAGCAGCUCAUGAAGCCAAGGAGAAGAAGCUGGUCCCGGGUAAAGUGGUUCUAGAGCUCUGAACUAUAUACAUAAAGGAGUAACGAUAAUAAUACCCUGCAGAGCUCUCUAGCAGUUUUUUUUUUUUAGAAAUUACACGAAAGAGAAACAAAUGGUUUUUCCGUCUUGAGUUUUCUGUAAAUGAGAUCUAUCAGGCAUAGGAUUCACAUCAAGAACAUGAAGUUUUUGUAUAGACUUUCCCAACGGUUUCUUUUUAUUCGGACAUUGUCUUUUAGUGUUUCUGUUGUUGUCAUCUAUUGUAUGUGAAUCUUAUCAAUGCUGAGAUUGAUCUAUC
Molecule: messenger RNA, 1729 nt
Organism: Raphanus sativus (radish)
Lineage: Eukaryota; Viridiplantae; Streptophyta; Magnoliopsida; Brassicales; Brassicaceae
Exons: 7
Coding region: 357-1457 (366 amino acids)
Molecular function (GO): oxidoreductase activity
Source: RefSeq, a predicted model, not a curated record